Molecule: messenger RNA, 1063 nt
Organism: Scomber japonicus (chub mackerel)
Lineage: Eukaryota; Metazoa; Chordata; Actinopteri; Scombriformes; Scombridae
Product: lysosomal amino acid transporter 1 homolog
Exons: 7
Coding region: 18-953 (311 amino acids)
Source: RefSeq, a predicted model, not a curated record
GAAUCAGUCUCUCCCCAAUGGCCGCAGCACGCUUCCCUGGGAAGAGUGUGGACGUGUUGGCCAAUAACUGGACUGCUCCUGUGUUGGGCCGGCCGCUGUGUGUUAAUGGGACACCAUGGAUCCUGUACUUGCUGGAGGAGUGUGUGGAUAAUGUGUGGGAGUACUGCAGUGUGGUGAUAGGACUCAUAUCUAUGUUCUGUUUCCUGCUGUCCUUUUUGCCUCAGGUCUACGUGUCAUAUCGGAACGGUAAAGUGGAGGAGGCCAUGUCCUUUGGUUUUCUCUUUUUCCUCUUCAGUGGAGACCUGACCAGCUUUGCAGGCUGCUACCUCACCAGUCAGCUGCCUAUUCAAAUAGUCACAGUGGUGUUCUACAUCUUCACAGACCUGAUUCUCAUCUCCCAGUUUCUCUACUAUAAGAUCAAGAACAGCUCUAGCAGAAAGAGCCCUGUCUUGAAGUGGCUGUGCUUCAUGUGGUGUGGUGCUGCGACAUUAGUCCUCCUGACUUUACCCAAGCUCAUCAUAGACAAUAGUACAACCUUAGACACUCAGAGUCCAGCUACCUCCAAAUCAGUGGAAAUUACUGGCUACAUAUGUGGAUACCUGGCUUCUGUCUUCUACCUCUCCUCCCGUUUCCCCCAGCUCUAUAAAAAUUUCCAGCGACAGUCUACAGAGGGAACCUCCUACCUGUUGUUUGCCCUGGCCAUGAUGGGAAAUGGGACGUAUGGGUUAAGCGUCAUAGUGGUCCUUCCCGCUCUGAGGGGCUCCAAAAAGACCUUCAUCAUCAAACAUCUGGCCUGGCUAAUUGGCAGCCUGGGAGUCCUCAUACUCGACUUCUUUGUGACUGCCCAGUUCAUCAUGUACAAGAAGAACAACUCUGCUAAAAGCAGAGCACUACACAGUGUCCCAGAGGUGGAACCUCUUCUAUGUGAGGAAGAGGAGCUGUCAGUGUUGUAGGGCACAGAAGUGACACCAGUGUGGACCAGGAUUAGUCAUUUUGCAGUUUGGCUUUGGAUAUUUCUGCAGGUGUUCAGUGAUCAGUAAUGUAGUGUCCUAAUAACUUCAGG